AUGCCCGACGGCAGCAGUAGUAGCAGCACGCUACCCAACAAAGAACAGGUCCAGCAAGUGAAGCAGCAGAACAGGCGCAGUAGCGAAGCAUUAAGCAGUUUGGCACUACAGCGAAGUAGCGUUGUACAGCCCCGCCGCAGCGCCUGGUCUGCUCUCCUCUGGGGACUCACCGUCGCGACCACGAUGCUCCUGCUUGUUUCCGUCGUCAUCACAGCCUUCGUCACGACCACGCUGCUCUUGCCUCGCAUCGACGUCCGCAGCACGUUCGGGCAAAAACCGCCGCCACUGCCACCGCCACCGUCAGUGUCUCUCAGUGGCGUCAAUGCCCCGCCAUUCAGCGACCGAGCGUCGUCCGCGGCAUCAUCGUUAAACAAUAAAGGACUCCACGGGGCAAAGACGCACGAGACCAAGCCCUGCGACUCGACGGCAUGCGUCGAGCAGGCACGAAUGUUGUUGCACCAGAUCGACUCCAACCAAGACCCCUGCGACGACUUCUACGCGUACGUGUGCGACAAAUGGGCGCAGUCGCGCCCCUUGACUCCGGGCGCAGAGCGCCUGUCCGUGGACACCGUCAUGGUCGAAGCAUACGCAGAGUUGUUGGCCUCGGCGUUGCAUGACAACGUUAGCCGCGAUUUUCCGCAGCUGCGUUUUCUUGUCGACCACUGCGUGGACCCCGAACCAGUGAUGUUUGACAACCUGAUCGCCAUGUUCCUUGAUGCGACCCACUUGCGAUCAUGGAUGAUGCGCCCGUCGUCGUCUCCUUCGCGCCGGCAGCCGUCGGCAGCCGAGGUGUCGCGCAAGUUCGGCCUUGCCUUCCGGCAGCUAGGCGUUGACGCGCUCUUCAGGCCGUUUGUCGUCAAGGACAUAUCGCGUGAGAACAAACGAUUCGUGGGCCUCGAAGAACCGUCGACGGUGCUGCUGCGAGCGCCGCUUGAGAAAGAAGAGUACGAAGUGGUACGUGCUGGAUUCGCUCCCCUGCUGGCCUUCUUCCAGAACCAGACGGAAGUGGAUCCUCUGCGCUUCGAAGAACGGCUCUACCGAACGCUGCUGCAACCGCAGCUGGAUGCCGCCGUACUUGCCAAUGGCAGUACGGUCAGAGUGCGCGACCUGCCCGCGCUGAGGAACUUCGAGUGGACCAGCUUCCUGCAGAGCGUAUUCGGGAAGGGGAUCAGACCUCUAACUGCUCGAACCUACGUCAAACUGGCGUCUCCCGAGCACGUACUGAGACUGACCCGUGACGACGAAUUGAUGCGCUCGUCGCAGGUUAUGUUGGGGUACUUGCUGUUCCGCAUCACCAUGGCGCUGUCGCCGCUUCUUGGUGGUACCGAGUUACGGGACCAGGUGGCUUCGGUAAGCUGCGCUCGACAUCCGCAGUUUGCGCAGGCGCUCACGCCUGCGCGCUACUGCCUCUGCUUGCUGAACCGAUUCGAGCCGAAUCUCGCUUUGCACGCGACGCGCAACUUUUCCCGGGCGCAACUGUCCAGAGGCGAUGGCGACGACGUCGUCGAAGACAUGGCUUCUACGCUGCGACUCGUACUCAUCGAACACGUGCUGGUGCGGCUCGCUCGUUAUGGCAGUGGUCUGAAGGCGAACCUCUUAGAGAAGCUGAAUGGCGUCUCGUGGGAGCCUCUGGCGCCGCGUGGCCUAAACGAAAACGCGAGCACGCUGGCCGCAUUCCUAGACGGCCUUUACCUGAACAACGCGCGCACCUCGACGGCCCAGUUCUUUUACACCUGGAUCCGAAAGUCGCUCGAAAAGCGGCUCAUGGCACACAUGACCUCUCGCGCCUCCUUCCAAGGUUGGACAGGCGGAUUUCUGAGCGCCGAGGCUCACAUGGGGCCACCUUACAAUCGGCUGGAGAUACCGUUGCCGGUAUUCGAUUUGUCCCUCAAGGACGAUGCCGCGUUGCGGCCCCUCCAGAUGGCCAGAGCAGCGCCACGAGUAUACUGGCCCAUGUUUCGCGCCAUCUACCACUGGGUCUUCAAUCUCGAAUUCGCCGCCACCAGUGCCGAGCGCAACGCCGCUCACAGCCUAGUACAAUACUUCUCCGACCUGCGACUCUGCCUUGAACACCAGUACAGUCCGCUGUCCGGGAUGGAGAAGAUCGCGCAGCUCAACGUUUCGAGAACUUCAUGGUCCGAUCUGUGGGAUCUACUGUCGGUGCGCCCUGCUUUGGACGCGUUCCUGCUGUACGCCGGUCGUGUUUCACCAGACUACCGGCUCAAGCUGCUCGAGCGCUGGAACGCCAGCCAGCUGUUCUUCCUGUACUACGCGGCCAACUUCUGCGACAACAGCAACCGGAGGUUCUUGAAAGAGAACGCCGCCCGCGGCCCCGACAGCCCCGCCUGGUACCGUGUCAAUGGGCCUCUCCGCAAUACUCCAGAGUUUGCGAUGGCUUUCGGCUGUAAGCCCGAAUCGUUCAUGAACCCAGUGCAGAAGUGCGUCCUUUCCAUCUGA
Molecule: messenger RNA, 2457 nt
Organism: Rhipicephalus sanguineus (brown dog tick)
Lineage: Eukaryota; Metazoa; Arthropoda; Arachnida; Ixodida; Ixodidae
Product: neprilysin-1
Exons: 1
Coding region: 1-2457 (818 amino acids)
Biological process (GO): protein processing
Cellular component (GO): plasma membrane
Molecular function (GO): metalloendopeptidase activity
Source: RefSeq, a predicted model, not a curated record